Molecule: messenger RNA, 3511 nt
Organism: Triplophysa dalaica
Lineage: Eukaryota; Metazoa; Chordata; Actinopteri; Cypriniformes; Nemacheilidae
Gene: reps2
Product: RALBP1 associated Eps domain containing 2
Exons: 19
Coding region: 100-2055 (651 amino acids)
Biological process (GO): endosomal transport; endocytosis
Cellular component (GO): plasma membrane; cytoplasm
Molecular function (GO): calcium ion binding; protein binding
Source: RefSeq, a predicted model, not a curated record
CUGGAGUACCGCAGAGAGGACGCGCCUCCCUCCGCCAAAGGGCCACGGUGAGGCCGUACGUCUGGAGACGCAGCGGCGUCUGCGGCUCUUCGCUUGGGAAUGGAUCAGGGAGCCGUCACAGGCACCGGAGGGACUUUCAUUUCCCUGAGCGAUGUCGAGCAGAAAUGUUACUCCGGGCUUUACGCGCUCUGCCAGCCCGACGGCACCGGCACACCGGCGGCGGGGAAGGUGGCGGAGCUGUUCCGGGCGUCGCAGCUGCCGGCCGACACGCUGCACCAGAUAACAGAGGUGUGCGGUGCGAAGCGGCUGGGAUACUUUGGCUGUGGACAGUUUUACGUGGCUCUGAAGCUGAUGGCGGCGGCGCAGGCCGGACUGCCGGUGCGUCUGGAGAGUGUGGGGGGUGAGCUUCCUCUGCCUGUUUUUGUGGGGAUAACUCACGACCCUGAGAUGCGUUACCCCACUCACCCCCCGAUCAAUGAAAGCCAGCCUCGCAUCCCAGGCUCUGCCCCUCUUCCCCCUGCAGACAGGCCUUUUUUCAGACACCCUGAAAGCAGCACGGACAAACAGGAUGCGUGGUCUCCCCCGCGGUCCCCGGGCAUCUCCCCGCCCCACUCCCCGUCGGCCUAUAGCAGCUAUCCGUACAGCGCUCAGAGGAAUGGAACAGACGCGCUAUUGGCAUAUGAUGGUAAAUUGUUGAGUCGUUCCAGCGUUUCUCAGGAGAAUUCCUCUCCCAGUCAUUAUUUUGUCAGACUGCAGCCGGAGCCGCCGCCAAUCACACGGGUGUUGUCUGUGGAUUAUUCAGAAGACCCGUGGAGAAUCACAGAGGAACAGAGGGAGUAUUACACCAACCAGUUCAAGAGUCUACAGCCCGAUCUCAACGCACUCAUACUGGGAACGACUGCAAAGAACUUCUUCACCAAGUCAAAACUACCGAUUCCAGAGCUGUCUCAUAUAUGGGAGUUGAGUGAUGUAGACAAAGAUGGCGCUCUGACCUUCUCUGAGUUCUGUAUCGCAUUCCAUCUGAUUGUGGCUCGGAAGAACAGUUACGCACUUCCUGAAACUCUUCCCCCCACGCUCAGACCGGGAUAUGUGGAUCAAGGUGUGACACUAUCUGAGACAACGCAACCUCUCAUUGUGUUAAUUGACACCAUAACCCCUGCAGCCAAUCAGCCGGAACUGAGUUCUGUUGACCGGCAGGUGACCUCUAGGCCAGGUGUGAAUACCUGUAAACAGGACACGAGAGAUGAGAGGAGACAGUCAGAGUUCAGCCCCAAGAGACUUCCAGAUGCCAGUGAGAAACCGAUACAGAGAGUCAGCACUUUAAAACCAGAUUCUCCACAGGAGCUUGAUGCAAUCAUGAAGUCGAGGACACGGCCCAGGUCGUAUUCCAGCACAUCUAUAGACGAUGCCAUAAAAAAGGCUGAAGAGCCGCCCACCCCGCCUCCUCGACCCCAGAAGACUCACUCUCGCGCCUCCUCGCUCGACCUUAACAAACUGUUUCAGCAGAGCGGUCAAGCCUCUAAGAGCGGUUGGUUGCCUCCUCCUCCAGCUCUUCCUCCUCGUCCCCCGGCUACACAAAUCUUCAGCUUCCACCACGGCUCAAACAAGAAUACCCAGAAGGCUGUGCAGCAGCCAAACUUUGCUGACUUUAGCAGAUUCAGAGAGAAGCAGGAAACCAGCACACCUCCCCAAAGACCCGGGAUGAGAGGAGGUCUCAGCGCAGAAGACCUGGCACCUCCGAAAACAGAUCCUUCAGCUGCGCUCCAAGGCCACGCCCCUCAGAAGCCAGUACGAAGGAAGCUCCACCCUGAUAGCCAGAGUGCCACGCCCCCGUCGGGCACGCCCUCCUCUGCUGCCACACUGACCAAAUCCACACAGAGGUUGCCUCCCAAACAGAAGAGAGAGAUCCAGAUGGCCAUCCGUAAAAACAGAGAGACCAACGCAGUCCUGACACGUCUUAACAGUGAACUACAGCAACAACUGAAGGUUGUUCAUCGAGAGCGAGUGACUCUGGAGUCUCAGCUGGAUUUGCUGCGACCCGUAACGUCAGCCUGACCAAUCACACGGCGUUUCUCUCUGUCCUCUGUGUUUCCAGUACACACACGGUCUGGAGAUGGUCUGGUGAUGGUUCAUCACAUGUCAGAUUUUUAAGUGACCAAACACCACAAACACUGUGUCAAAACCACAGGAACCGCAGGAGGAGUCUGACGUUUGUUUUCUUAGGUUUGGGUUUGUUUGUCUGUGACUGUUUUUACAGCUGAAGGUUACUAACAAAACUAGCUUUCACUUCUGAGGCUGAAAUAAACUUUAUUGCAGGAAAGUCAAAAAUCUGUUGUUAGUGGAUGUAAUUAUAGUUCUCUUAUGUGUUGUUUAUGAAUGCAUCCAGCUUUGAUUCUGUUUUUGUGUUGAAGGCUGAUCCGGUUCCACCAACAAUAAGCUCAUAAGGGCGAAUCCCACAAAACACAUGAAUGUUACAUUUUACCACCCAAAAAUAAAAGGUAAAAAUAUAAAAAAAUGAUAAUCUUUUAAGAUCCCCCCAAAUUCUCAUGUUCAUAAUUCAUCAAAAUAUAUUUUUGUUUGUAUUUUCUCAAUACUGUAGCAGAGAAAUGUUUUACUGCUUUUUUUACUCUGUUUAAAACAGUAUUAAACGAAGGCAAUACAAUACAUACUACCCUGCUUUAUACUUUUUAAUAUAUAAACAAGAAUUUGGGAGGAUUAUUAUAUAUAAAAAGGCCUAGAAAUAAUUUCUCCUUUAUUUCGGGGGUGAAAUGUGAUGUUCAGGACAGGUUUUGUGAGAUCCCCGUAAAGAUCCCGGUGUGAAUCAUGACUCCAUGUGUUGGGACAGUGUUUAGAUUAUGAAUUUGCAGAUGUUUUAUGAAGCGUGUCUGUGUUUAUGCAUGAAGGUAAAUGUUUACACUGAACGGGUGGCAGAAAUACAUUUAUUUUUACACGUCUAGCGUGAGGCAUGAGAGUAGUUUGACAGCAGAAAAGUCUACGACUGGAACGUUUGAAUGUCUAGACCUACAUUUUGAAUGUUGCGUGUACAUUAACCUCAAAUGUUUGAGGAUGACGUAUUGACUGUGCUUGUACUGUAUUACAAAAAAAUCUUGGGUGUAACAAAAUGUCAACAAAAUUAUUUUCUAUGUGUAUUUCUUUUAGUGCUUGUCAUAUCUUGAUCUAUUAUUUCUAACUUAACAAUAAUUUUAUAUGCAUUUCUUACCCUCCUUAAAUCAGUGUGACUAUUUUGGGGCAAUUAUGAAAUGCGCAAAAAUGAUUGUUUUAAAAAUUGCUACAAAUGUAAACCAGCAACUGCAAAAAAUGGUAAAGAUCUGAAUUUUUGUUCUACAUUGUGCUAAAUACUUUCCUAUGCAAAAAGUGGAGGCCAGGCUUGUUGUGGGUCAUGUUAUGUCAUUGAUUCUGUUCAUAUCUCGUUCAAUGUGUACUGAUCAGGGAGUGAAAGUUUCUGUGAGUGUCAAUAAAAUCCAGUGGAAGAAUGGGAGAAAUGGCUAAA